Molecule: messenger RNA, 1017 nt
Organism: Penicillium soppii
Lineage: Eukaryota; Fungi; Ascomycota; Eurotiomycetes; Eurotiales; Aspergillaceae
Exons: 2
Coding region: 1-1017 (338 amino acids)
Biological process (GO): 'de novo' NAD+ biosynthetic process from L-tryptophan
Cellular component (GO): cytoplasm
Molecular function (GO): indoleamine 2,3-dioxygenase activity; metal ion binding; heme binding
Source: RefSeq, a predicted model, not a curated record
AUGACUCGUCCGAUUCCCCUUUUAUCUGACUAUGGAAUGUCCUCAAGCCGCGGCUUUCUGCCCCCGGAACCGCCACUGAGAGUCCUCCCAGAUCCGUAUUAUGCUGAGUGGGAGGCCAUUGUGGCCGAUCUGCCAUCACUUGUCGUGACCAAGAAGCUACGACAGGCAAUUGACCGGCUUCCGGUCCUCUCGACGGAUCGUUUGAAAACUCCUGCGGAGUGGAGGAGGGCGAACGUGUGCCUAACUUUCAUGCUCCAUGCCUAUGUAUUUGGAGAGAAAGCACCUAGAGGAGGUAUCGAUCCACAUGUCUUCUAUCACCACCUACGGCCUUUUUUCGCAGGCAGCCAGUCAAUAGGUGGUCUAGUCUACGAUGAUGGGACCGAUAAGGAAGAAUACCGUCGCUCAGUUGUCGGGAUAAGCAACGGGCAAAACUCGCUGGUGGUCUUCUUCGACCUUGUCCUAGGCAUCUCGCACUCGAAAACGUCUAAAGGCGACAAGAGCUUCUUCUCCGAGAUGCGCAAAUUUAUGCCUGGAAUUCACCGCCGGUUCUUUGAACAUAUAGCAGAGAUUGCCAACAUCCGAGCCUUUGUGGAGGAGCGAAGUGACGACCAGGGCCUCCUCGCUGCCUACAACGCCUGUCUCGAAAUGAUGGUCUCUAUGCGAGAUGUCCACAUCCGGAUUGUGGCUCGUUAUAUCUUGACCCAAUCGUUCAAAAAUGAACGACAGGAUCUUUGUUCUCUUUGUUCUUGCGAUAAGAAUUCCUCCCCGCCUCAACCUGAAAGUCCUUCUAACGCUCCAGCAGAGACUCGAAAGGGGCUUGGUGGGACAGACCUGAUCCCUUUCCUGUCUCGGGUCCGAACCGGAACAAAACAAUUGAAGAUGAGUUCGCUCGCUACUGGUACCCUGGAUAGCAGAGAACAACAGAUGAGUCUCAAAACCAGGACUGGGUUGCAGUAUAUCCUAACAUUUGCUAUUGGUAUGACGGCAUUGUGUCUUUGCAAGUGGUCGAGAGUUUAA